Molecule: messenger RNA, 4770 nt
Organism: Paralichthys olivaceus (Japanese flounder)
Lineage: Eukaryota; Metazoa; Chordata; Actinopteri; Pleuronectiformes; Paralichthyidae
Gene: trappc9
Product: trafficking protein particle complex subunit 9
Cellular component (GO): trans-Golgi network
Source: RefSeq, a predicted model, not a curated record
UUGAAAAUGCUCACUGGAAGCCGUGCUGUUAUUGAACUGUUGUUAAACACUGAGCUAAAGCAGGAAGCUGCGAGAUUUGACAGGAGACUGCAAACAGCCACAUGUGAAGAUGAGCGUCCCGGACUACAUGCAGUGUGCUGAGGACCACCAGACUGUGCUUGUGGUGGUUCAGCCAGUUGGCAUCGUACCUGAGGACCAGUUCUUCAAGAUCUACAAGCGCAUUGCCAGCGUGAGCCAGGUCAGCGUCAGGGACUCGCAGCGCCUCCUCUACAUCCGCUACCGCCACCACUACCUACCGGAAAACAAUGAAUGGGGGGAUUUCCAGACGCACCGCAAGGUGGUGGGCCUCAUCGCCAUCACCACCUGUGACUCGGCAAAGGAGUGGCCCCAGACUUCUGAUCGCUUCCACGGCCAGAAGGAAGUGUACAGCUCCACGCUGUACGACUCCAGGUUGCUUGUGUUUGGGCUGCAGGGAGAGGUCGCAGAGCAGCAGCGCACAGACGUGGCCUUCUACCCCGGCUUCGAAGACUGCUCCGAUGUGGAGAAGAGAGUGGAGGAUUUUGUGGAGUCGAUAUUCAUAGUUCUGGAGUCCAAGCGGCUUGACCGGGCCACAGACAAGUCCGGUGAUAAGAUCCCGCUGCUCUGUGUGCCCUUUGAAAAGAAGGACUUUGUGGGUUUGGACACAGAUAGCAGGCAUUAUAAGAAGCGUUGCCAGGGACGGAUGAGGAAGCAUGUCGGGGACCUGUGUCUCCAGGCGGGAAUGCUGCAGGACGCCCUGGUCCACUACCACAUGGCUGUGGAGCUGCUCAGAGGGGUUAAUGACUUCCUCUGGCUGGGUGCUGCGUUGGAGGGUUUGUGCUCGGCAUCUGUGAUAUUCCACUACCCUGGAGGCACAGCAGGGAAGAAAGUAGGACGCAAGCCAAGUGUCUCUCAGCCAGCAGAUGCCGGCAAACGCCACAGACCAGGCGCUCAGGAGGUUCUCAUUGACCCAGGUGCCCUCACAGCCAAUGGCAUUAGUGCAGACACCAGCGCUGAGAUUGGACGAACGAAGAACUGCCUGAGUCAGGAGGACAUUAUCGAGAAAUACAAAGAGGCCAUCUCCUACUAUGGAAAGUAUAAGAACGCAGGCGUGAUCGAGCUGGAGGCCUGCGUGAAAGCGGUGCGGGUGCUUGCUAUUCAGAAGAGGGCGAGGGAGGCCUCCGAGUUCCUGCAGAACGCUGUUUACAUCAACCUGGGACAGUUAUCGGAGGAGGAGAAGAUCCAGCGUUACAGCAUCCUGUCCGAGCUCUACGAACUGAUUGGUUUCCAUCGCAAGUCAGCCUUUUUCAAGCGCGUUGCAGCGAUGCAGUGCGUGGCUCCCACCAUCCCAGAGCCUGGCUGGAGGGCCUGCUACAAGCUGCUGCUGGAGACUCUGCCCGGAUACAGCCUUUCACUUGACCCCAAGGAUUUCAGCAAAGGGACUCACAGAGGCUGGGCUGCCGUACAGAUGCGCCUCCUGCACGAACUCGUAUACGCCUCGCGUCGAAUGGGCAACCCCGGCCUGUCCGUACGCCACCUGUCCUUCCUGCUCCAGACCAUGCUGGACUUCCUGUCUGAUCAAGAGAAGAAAGAAGUGACCCAGAGCCUGGAAAACUACACCUCCAAGUGUCCGGGUGGAAUGGAGGUCAUCACCCUUCCGGAUGGCCUGAAGCUGCCUCCGGUGCCCUUUACAAAGCUUCCCAUUGUCCGAUCGGUGAAGCUCCUCAACCUGCCCGUCAGCCUGCGGCCCCACAAAGUGAAAGGCCUGCUGGGAGAGAACAUGACCACUGCCAGCCCCUUUAUCUACUCCCCAAUCAUCAUGCACAACAGAGGAGAGGAGCGCUGCAAGAAGAUAGACUUCCAGUGGGUUCAAGGAGAUGUUUGUGAAGUGCAGUUCAUGGUCUACAACCCCAUGCCUUACGAACUUCGUGUAGAAAACAUGGGUUUGAUGAGCUCCGGAGUGGAGUUUGAAUCCCUGCCUGCUGCGCUUUCCCUGCCUGCAGAGUCUGGCCUGUACCCCGUCACUCUGGUUGGCGUCCCGCGUACAGCCGGAAACAUCACUAUCAACGGUUACCACACGUCAGUGUUUGGUGUGACCAGUGACUGCAUGCUGGAGCUCCUGCCUAGCGUGAAGACGAGUGGUUGUUUGGUGGAGGUCAUUCCCUCCCUUCCUCGCCUCCAGCUCACCACAUCCCUACCACGGUCAGCGCACACGCCUCAGCCUAUGUCCAAAGAAGAACUGUCCAGCACUGUGUCUGUCCAGCUGUUCAAUGGAGAGACCCAGGAGAUGAUCAUCACCUUGGAAAACAUCGGAUCUGAGGACAUCGAGACUCUGGAUCUUAGCUCUAAGAUAGUCACCACCAAAGAGAAAAUGUUUGGGGAGUUUCUGAGCUGGGAGCUGGACGAGCCUUUGUCUCACCUGCCUCUAAAACCCGGCCAGGCUGUGACACUGACUGUCCAAAUCAAAGUCAAGGUGGACUUCUCUGGUCAGGAGAACCUGCUGCAGGACCUCAAUGAUGAUGGGAUCAGCGUGACAGGCCUGCCAAUCUCCAGUCCGCUGCGCCAAGUCCUCAAACCCAGGCCUGAGACCAAGCCUGUCAGCAGUGAGUCUGGCAAAGCAGAGUACAGCCAUAUUAAGACGUUGGAAGCAGUGCUGAAUUUGAAGUACUCUGGCGGAGCGGGCAAAGUGGAGGGCUACUACAGGGAACUGUCUCUGGGAGUCCAUGUUAAUGUGGAGCCUUCAGUGUUCUUCACCAGAGUCAGCACCCUCCCCGCUACCAGCACCCGCCAGUGUCACCUGCUGCUCGACAUCUUCAACCCAACGGAGCAUGAGCUCACCGUCAGUGCCAAGAACAACCAGGGCCUGGUUCUCCAUGCCAGCGAGUGCCAGAGAAUGGCCAUCCAGGUUGAUAAGUUUGACUUUGAAAGUCUGCCACAGCCAGACCAGGAGACGGCUCGCUUCACUAACCCCAAACAGCUGGAGGAGGAGCGGCAGCACGCCCAGGGCUGCCAGAUCAACAGCAAGCUGGGCAUCUGUUGGAGCAUCCCCUCUCUGCGGCGCAGUGGUGAAGCCAGCGUGGAGGGCGUCCUCAACCAGCUGGUCCUGGAGCACCUACAGCUCGCUCCUUUACAGUGGGAUGUGUUGGUGAAUGGGAAGCCAUGUGACUGUGAUGUCAUCGCCGAAUGUAAAGUGGGCGACUCUGUUAACCUGGAGGUAAAACUGACCAAUCUGAGCAAGAACUUGGUCGGACCCCUGGCUCUGACUGUGGUGCCAUAUCAGGACUACCAAAAUGGAGUCCAAAUCUACGAUCUGGAGGAAGCUGUUACCUUUAUCGGCUCCAACACCUUCUACAUCGACACGGUUAAACCCAAAGAAAGCUCCGUCUGUGUGGGUGCCCUGCUUUUCCUCUACACUGGAGACUUCUACCUUAAUAUCAAGUUCCAGGAUGACAGUGCUGGACGAGAGCUUCCCUUGGCUUGGUUCACUCUGCCCAGUGUCCACAUUAAAGCUCUGGACACUCCGCUACAGGCUGGGGCCUAGAGUCCCAGUGUACCUCAACAUUAUAGGUCUGAACGAGGGAUGGAGGUUGAUGUCUGUAAAUACAAUAGCCUUUAUGAGUUUCACCACUUGUAAAUAUCAUUUUGUUUAAGGUUCCAGAGUGCGGGAAGUUUUAAAAUUGUUUCUUCAGAAGAUUAGAAUUCUUUUGUUUGCAGGUUACACAGCUGACCAGGGUGGUCAGAAAGAUCCUGAAUCAAAUAUCAGAUCAACUAUCCCUCAGCCUGAUUAACCUACUUCAUAAAUGAACAGAGACGAGAGAAAGUGAAGGAAAAUGACAGAGCUGGAGUUCCUGGUGAGUUGUGGUAUUUAAGUCUGAGCUGAAUAGAAACACCUGUACAGUCAGUGGCUGUUAUAUAAAGACAGACAGUUUAGCAGUUUCUGUCUAAACACAUUCAAGAUGUGAUCAACAUCACAAGCAUUUUGGACUGAAAUCAGUUCAUUUCACCGGAGUUCUUUUGCUUUGAGUUUCACAAGUUUACACUUCUGACUAAGAGCAAACCAGACUGACAAUGCUGAUGUGAUCUUAGUGCAUUAAUACGUAACCUUGAUACCCAGCUAUAAACUUCUCCAUAAAAGCGAUACAGACUCAGUUAACUGUCAGACAGAAAUGGGUUGUAACAGAUUGUUUCCUUGAAUUUGCCAUGAUGAUAUUUGUUUUGCUUAGUGGUCAAGCUCAUCAGCUAGUUAACUGGUAGUUUGCUAAAUAGUAGGUAGUAAGCUAGCGUCUAGCAGCAAGCUGCUACCAGCUAACUUUACUACCUACAUCAAAAAGCCACCGCAUGUAUGCAACCACGUCACUGAGCUUCCAGCAGCACCUUCAAGAUUCACAUGGAGCGAGGGGCAGAGUUGAUGAUGUUUCUAACACCCGAUGAAACUCAUAAGAACCAAGAGAAUACAAAUAUCUCAGGAUGAAAAACAGAAGCCAUACUCAAAGAAGACGCUGAUGGAGAGAGAAUUAGAACAAGACGUCUGCAUCAGUGGGCUGAAGACCUCAGGGUUGGUAUCGACGGCUGACAUGAGCUUCUCAAGGACACCGGGGAUAUGAUCAUUCAGAACUGGUCAUACACUUUACACUUUUCGUUUAUUUAUUUCUACUGCUUUGAAAACAAAGCCACCACACUGGAAUACUUCUCUUAGUUGAGCUGAUCAUUGUGUGUGACAUAUAAUUGUUGUAAAUAAAUGUUAAAACAAGG